This is a messenger RNA of Trichosurus vulpecula (common brushtail), 8353 nucleotides long. RefSeq names its product contactin 2 (gene CNTN2). Gene Ontology annotation, biological process: brain development; cell-cell adhesion. Bases 87 to 3197 code for a protein of 1036 amino acids. The transcript has 22 exons. NCBI's taxonomy places the organism in Eukaryota, Metazoa, Chordata, Mammalia, Diprotodontia, Phalangeridae. The record is from RefSeq and is a predicted model, not a curated record. Gene Ontology annotation, molecular function: cell-cell adhesion mediator activity.
CUCCUCCUCUGGUCCCAACACCUCUUCUCUCCUUAGCUAAGGUUUUCUACACUCCAGACUCCAGCUCCCUCAUUCUGAGACUGGCAAUGGGGAUCCCUGAGCAGCUGCUGAUGGCAUCCUUAGCCAUGCUCUCUUUUUCAGCUUGGAAUCCAGCCCAGGGCUCUCCUGCCAUCUUUGGGCCUGUCUUUGAGGACCAACCUGUCAGCUCUUUGUUCCCUGAGGAAUCAUCAGAAGAGAAGAUAGCCCUGGCCUGCCGUGCCCGGGCGAGCCCUCCAGCCACAUACAGAUGGAAGAUGAAUGGUACUGAGAUGAAGCUGGAGCAGGAUCCCCAUUACCAGCUUGUUGGAGGCAACCUGGUCAUCAUGAACCCCACCAAAGCCAGGGAUGCUGGUGUGUACCAGUGCCUGGCCUCCAACCCAGUGGGCACCGUAGUCAGCAGAGAGGCUGUGCUCCGCUUUGGAUUUUUGCAGGAAUUCUCCAAGGAGGAAAGAGAUCCUGUGAAAACCCAUGAGGGCUGGGGGGUAAUGUUGCCCUGCAACCCACCUGCCCACUACCCAGGUCUGUCCUACAGAUGGCUUCUCAAUGAGUUCCCCAAUUUCAUCCCAACUGAUGGGCGGCACUUUGUGUCCCAGACAACGGGAAACCUGUACAUCGCCCGGACAAAUGCCUCUGACCUGGGCAACUACUCCUGCCUGGCCACCAGCCACAUGGACUUCAUAACCAAGAGUGUCUUUAGCAAGUUUGCCCAACUCAACCUGGCUGCAGAAGACUCCCGUCCAUCUUCACCCAGCAUCAAGGCCAGAUUCCCCUUGGAGACCUAUGCACUGGUUGGACAGCAGGUCACCCUGGAGUGCUUUGCUUUUGGGAACCCCGUCCCUCGGAUCAAGUGGAGAAAACUGGAUGACUCAUUGCCCCCACAAUGGGAGACUGCAGAGCCCACGCUGCAGAUCCCCAGCAUCAGCUUCGAGGAUGAGGGCACCUAUGAGUGUGAAGCAGAGAACUCCAAAGGACGGGACACUGCCAAAGGCCGAAUCAUCGUGCAGGCUCAGCCCGAGUGGCUCAAGGUCAUCUCCGACACUGAGGCUGACAUUGGCUCCAAUCUGCGCUGGGGCUGUGCAGCUGCUGGCAAGCCAAGGCCCACAAUUCGGUGGCUCCGGAAUGGGGAUCCCUUGUCGCCCCAGAACCGUGUGGAGAUUUCCGGUGGGGAUCUGAAAUUCUCCAAGCUGGUCCUGGAGGACUCUGGCAUGUACCAGUGUGUGGCAGAAAACAAGCAUGGCACCAUCUAUGCCAGUGCUGAACUGGCAGUACAAGCUUUUGCUCCUGAUUUCCGGCUGAAUCCAGUAAGGCGUCUGAUCCCAGCUGCUCGAGGGGGAGAAGUUAUCAUUCCUUGCCAGCCCAGAUCAGCUCCAAAGUCCAUAGUGCUCUGGAGCAAAGGGACUGAAAUCUUAGUGAACAGUAGCAGAGUGACCAUUACCCCAGAUGGUACUUUGAUCCUUCGGAACAUCAGUCGGUCAGAUGAAGGGAAAUAUACCUGCUUUGCAGAGAAUUUCAUGGGCAAAGCCAACAGCACUGGCAUCCUCUCUGUCCGAGAUGCCACCAAGAUCACCCUGGCACCAUCGAGUGCUGACAUCAAUCUGGGCGAGAACCUGACUCUGCAAUGCCAUGCCUCCCAUGACCCUACCAUGGACCUCACCUUCACCUGGGCCCUAGAUGGUUUCCCCAUUGACUUGGAUAAAUCUGGUGGCCACUACCGGAGAGCCAGCUUGAAGGAAACCAUCGGGGACCUGACGAUCCUAAAUGCCCAGCUGCGCCAUGGCGGGAAGUAUACAUGUAUGGCCCAGACCGUGGUAGACAGCACAUCAGAGUCAGCAACCCUCCUGGUCCGAGGUCCUCCAGGUCCUCCUGGUGGAGUGGUGGUGAGGGACAUCAGCAACACCACUGUCCAACUCACUUGGAGCCGAGGCUUUGACAAUCAUAGCCCGAUCGCCAAGUACAUCCUCCAAGCCCGAUCCCUGCCUGAUGGAAAGUGGAAGCAGGUCCGGACCAAUCCUGCCAAUAUUGAGGGGAAUGCAGAGACUGCCCAGGUGCUGGGCCUCACCCCCUGGAUGGACUAUGAGUUCCGAGUCCUUGCCAGCAACAUCCUAGGCACAGGGGAGCCCAGUGGACCCUCUAGUAAAAUUCGGACCAAGGAAUCAGCUCCCACGGUAGCACCCUCAGGACUCAGUGGAGGAGGCGGUGCCCCUGGUGAACUCAUUAUCAACUGGACGCCCAUGUUACGAGAAUACCAAAAUGGAGAAGGCUUUGGCUACCUGCUGUCCUUCCGGAGACAGGGCAGCUCAGACUGGCAGAGGGCCAAGGUCUCCCACGCCGAUGCCCUGCACUUUGUCUACCGUAAUGAAAGUGUCCGACCCUACACACCCUUCGAAGUCAAGAUCCGGGGAUACAACCGCCAGGGAGAGGGGCCUGAGAGCCUCACCACCACCGUGUACUCUGCUGAGGAAGAACCCAGGGUGGCCCCAGCCAAAGUCAAGGCCAAGGGAGCUUUGUCCUCAGAGAUGGAUGUGACGUGGGAACCAGUACAUCAGGAUGACAUGAACGGGGUCCUCCUAGGGUAUGAGAUCCGCUACUGGAAGGACGGAGAUAAAGAGGCAGCGGCUGACAGAGUGAGGACAGCAGGGCUCGACACAAGCGCCCGGGUCACUGGCCUGCAACCCAAUACCAAGUACCAUGUGACAGUUCGGGCCUAUAACAGGGCAGGCACUGGGCCUGCCAGCCCCUCCACCAAUGCCACUACCAUGAAGCCCCCUCCCAGGCGACCCCCGGGUAACAUCUCCUGGACGCUCUCCAGUUCCAGCCUCAACAUUAAGUGGGACCCGGUCAUCCCUCAGCGAAAUGAGUCUGCGGUCACCGGCUACAAGAUGCUGUACCGGAAUGACUUACACUCGGCCCCCAUACUCCAUUUGGCCAACAAGAACUGGAUUGAGAUCUCCGUCCCCGAGGACUCCAGCCACGCUCUAGUGCAGAUUCGAGCCACGGGACCGGGAGGUGAUGGAAUCCCAGCUGAGGUUCACAUCGUGAGGAAUGGAGGCACAAGUAUGAUGGUGGAGAACUCAGCAAUCUGUUUGGCCCCACAUCUGGGCACCGUCCUCUCCCAUUCCCUGGCGAUGUUGGCCCUCCUUGGCUACUUGGAGCUCUGAUCUUGGCCUCCUGGUCCCCGCCCCUGCCCCAGACCUGGACAACAGGACAGAUACCUCGGGAUAAACAAAGCCAGCUGGCCCCUGGCACACUCUCCCGAUGCUAAGGACCUCAACACACUAUAUGCCCAAGAGGAUUGGUUUUAAACAGCAACUUUAAAUAAUACUCUUUUUCGUAGGAGAUAGGACAUUACGUAUAUGCCAGGGACUGGAACCCAAGGAAGGAUUUUUCCCCUUUAUAACCAGGAGGAAACAGGCACAAAAAUCCAUGAAAAAAUAUUGAACCCAGUGUCCUCUUGACCCAUGAUCACUGGGGUUUCUAGAUGGAAAGAACUAAGUGGACAUAAGGAUGGGGAUUUUAAUACAUGUUCUUUGGACCAAUAGAUGGCACCCUUUAGGGACCUUGAGUAUAUCUGGAUCCUGCUUCCUUGGAGCAGAGGGGUUCAGGCAUGCCCAGACCCCUUGAGACAGGCCAAGAUGGAUCUAGGGCUAGAGAAGUGGACCUGGAAGGCCUGAUGCAAACAUUCCUCAGCCAAAGGCGGGUGACAGCAAUGGGGUCAAGGACUGCUCAUCCCCAACAUGAUGGGGGGAAGGGCUCGAUAUCACCUUUGGUAUUUCCUCAUCCUUCUAGGCAGCUAAAAGAAACAGAUACAAAUCCCCCAAUUCUCAGAACUGCAGGAUCCAAAAGGGGUUCCUAGUAAUGAGGAGGUGAGGGAAGCAGGAAGAUGACUUUAGAAAAUGACCAAAGGUUGCAGCUGCUGGGAGAAUGAUCUCAGCCAAAAGGCAACCUCAGAUUAAAAUGAAGCUGCCCCUGGGGUCAAGAUACCCCGGCUAAUACAUUGGCAAGUCCAUACAACAAAGCAAACAGGCUGGGCUUGAGGGGAUUGCAUGACGAAGGGCUCCAUCUUGGGGAGGUGCCCACCCCAUGUCCUGUUCUAGGAGUGGCCACCGGAGCCUGACAACUUUGCCUCAGCUUCCUCCCCUUCUCUUCCUCCCGGUAGAUCCUAAGGACCUUCCUUCCAAAUCUGUCAUUUCCUGCCCUAUGGGAAGGAGCCUUUCCUCUCCCCUUUUCUCUGCUGGUCUCUACCUCUAGCCAAGAGGUUUUUGGAAGGAUUAACUCCCAGGAUUCUAGAGUCAGGAGCCAGACUGGUGAGUGCAGAGGAUGAACGCCAGAAUUCACUUUGCCAGGCAUGUCAGGGGUAUUUUUAGUGGCCUCACUCCAUCCCUCCAUCUACCUUGCCAACCUUUGUGUUGCCCUGGAGUGAGUGAGGCCACAGUCAAAAGAGAGGGCUUAUCCUGUGCUCCAGGGAGUGUUAGGAAUAGGGAAGAAAGGGGUAGUAAUAGGCUGCAUCCUAAUGAGUGGAAGGAGAAAAGUAGGUUUAACUCCUCUGGGCUUCAGUUUCCCCAUCAAUUAUAAGAGGAGUUUGAACUAGAUGACCAUUCAAGUCUCCAGCUUGAACUGUUUUCAAAAAUCUGGUCAAUGGGCAAAGGGCAGUUGAGAGGAGUGGUUAGUAACUUUUCUGAAGCUCCCCGCUAGUGCCCAGCAAUUGGGUCCCCAGUCACUCAGGGGGCUGCUUCAGCCUCUCUGCCCCUGCCUGUAUGAGCAGAAAUGCCCCAAGACAUCCUGGUCUACAAUCCUUCAAUGUCCUCUGUCCUGCUUUGAAGCCAGCCAUCCUUACUUCCCUUUCCUCAACCUCUCCUCUGAGGUCAGCUGAGAAAGGGGCACAAUACCAAGACACUGAUUUCCCCCAGCCCAGCCAUACCCCCAAGCCUCUCCCUGAGCAUCCCAAUGCACAGGGUCUUCCAUUUUGGAGGGCACAUGCCCCACUGAGGCUCACUCACUGUGGCCCGUUUUCUCCAAGGGUUUGUUUCUAUUCUGUAGUUAUUACAGUGAGAUUUCUAUUUUAGUAUCAUUUUUAUAUAUUUUUAGGUCCUGCUCUAUUUUCAGGGCAGGUCUGAAUUCCUUCUGCUAAUGACAGCUUUCUUUUGGUGAACUUGCCCCGCCCUCCUUCCUGCUCCUUGAGAGGCAGAAGGAAUUAGUAGAGAAUCUGGUGUCCUCCCCCUCCCCACCGCCUCCUCAGCCCACCUACCGAAGUGGUAGGAUGGUGGGUUUCAGAUCGGCUGAAAGGGAGGUGGAGGAAGCCUCUAUGUGGUUUAUCAACUGAGAGCAGAGGUAGCCAGCCCCUCUGAACUGGUUGCUUCCCCCCUCCCAAUCAUCUGGGUGACUCUUGGCCAGUGGCUAAACUCCUCUCUGCUUUCAUCUCUCCCUCGGAAAAAAAGGAGCUGGAGGCAAGAUGUUUGCUUGGGGACUGGAGAGAACUUGAGGUGGGGGCUGCCUCAUAUUUGCAGACCAGGGUUCAUUUCGCCUUCUCUUUUCUCACUGGCAUAGGAAGCCAGAGAGAAACAGGUUUAGCCCUCAGGCAAUAGGCAAAGAUGGGCAGGACCCAAGAAUCAGCUGGGCUCUCAGACUGAAGGCUGCAGUCCCUGGGCCUGCCCCAGGCAAGCAGCUCUGAAACCUCCUUCCUUAAGGAGGCCUUCAAGAAGAGGGAAGUAGUUGUGGGGGGUAGAACUGUUAGCAUGUGUGUGUGUGUGUGUGUGUGUGUGUGUGUGUCUGUGUCUGUGUCUGUGUGUGUGUGUCUGUGUCUGUGUGUAUGCUGACUAUUUGGGGGCUGUAUCCCAGGAAAACCCCACCAUGUCUAUACCAGCCAGGUGAGUCCCUGAGAUCAGACUUUUGCCUUCGCAUACCAUAUCUCUGAAGGCCUGGGGAGCAAUCAGGAAGUUUUAGGAAGGGAUUUAAACCAAGCAAAGGAGGCCUAGGAAAUAGGUUGGGACAUGGAGACUGCCAUGGACAGAUGCAGGGUGGACCACUGCCUCAGGUUCAAUGUUGGAACAGGUGGCCAAGGCAGGCUAUAGAUUCUUCAUUCACCGGGGGCCUUACAAAAGGGAUGGCUUGUAUUGGAUCUUACCAAGAGUCAGAGGAGUCCCUUCCUGCCCAAGGGGCCUCUCAUUAUUUGCCUCCAGGGAAGUCAUCAGUAAUUUCUACCCAAGCAGUCUGGGAAGGACAGACCUAGGGAGGAACGGUGCCUAUUUGCUCCCCCUGGCUCAGAUUUCCACAAACCCCAGCCCCAGCCCUGUUCCAUGUCAGAAGUUUCCCUUCCCCCUCCCCCAGCAUUUGCAGCCCUGGAAGAGGAGAUUAAAAAAAAUAACAGGUGCUUCCCCCCCCCCUUUUUUUACCACCCAGCUUGCAGUUUGCUUAUCCAAGUGCCUUGUGGGCUGGGGAAUGGGGGUUUAUCUCUCUCUGAUCCCCCUACCACUUGCAAAGACUUCUCCAAGGAGAGGGCUUGGGGAAGGGAGGGUGCCAUAGGAACCGAUUUCAGCUGGGUACGUGGCAGAAAAGGCAGGUACCCUUCUGCCUCUGCUGGCUUCCUUGUUGCUUUAACAUUCCAGAUGUUACCCGCCCUCUCCUUGGGAGUGGAGGGCAGCUCUCUCCAGGUGUGCAUUUAAAAAACUUAGGGGAAGGGAGAGGGACUUGAACUUCUCCACCUAUCUGAUGACCUUCAGAACCAGGGCUUCAGGGAUGCAGAGAGCACCUGUACAUUGGGCUGCUUCUUGAUUUCUGAAAGGUUGGAGUGGUGAUAACAGUCCCUGCAGUCUGCCUUCUUCAGUUCUACAAACUCAGGAGUGAGCUUCUAUGCGGAUCAAUUCUUCCAGCUGGCUAGCUGGGCUCUCUAGCAAAGAAACAGCAGGAGGGACCCAGGGUGGACAGCAGGAAAAUUGCCAGACCCUGGAAUAAUGUCUGAGGAAAGAUAUGGAAUCCUCCUACUCCAAAGACCAUUAAGGAAGAAGACGCUAUUAUGGUCAAGCCCUGCUUGGGAGCAGGCAGAUAAUGUUCUCUCAAUGUCUCCAGAUGGAGGAUCCAGGGAUUCUCACAGCCAGACCCCCUGGUUUGACACUGAACUUGAGCAGGUUAAGGCAGUCUUCUGAUUCCUGUCAUCUCUUCCCUAACUCCAAGGACUCUCCCCACCCCCCACCUCCCACUCUCUCUAUUGUUUCUUCUCUUUUCUUUCGCUCCCUGCCUCUUCUUUGCCUUCCCCUCCUCCCUCUUCCUACCUUCUCAUUUCCCCUUCCCUCCUUCUUACUAUCUGCCCAAUCCCUCUCCCUCCUCUUCCUACCUUCUCUCAUUUCCCUGUCCCAUCUUGUCACCAUCUCCCCAUUCCCCCUCCUCCUGCUUUCCAGCCUCUCAUUUUCCCUUCCCCCUUUCUACCAAUCUCCCAAUCCCUCCCCCAUUUCCACCCUCUCUUCCCGAUUCUUAGUGGUCUCCUCCCUCCCCCCACAUACAUACUUUAGUUCUCAGGCCCAGGAUGCCCACAGUCGUUCAUCAUUGGGCAACAUCACUUCAUAUUGAUGUCAACAUUCUCUAACUUGGGCCAGCUCCUACCCACAAGUCAACCCUUCCCUGAUCAUGGAGGAGGUUCUUUGUUGAGUUCCAUUCCCUAAAGGAACACAGGUAUUGCAACAGUGCAUUGGAUCUAUGGGUCCAUUUAACCCAGUAUUUUGUUAGCAACAGAGGCCCCCAAAGGAGAACAGGGUUGUCUUCUCUGCCAUGGCCUUAAAAGGAAGGUCAACCCAAAAGAGCUCACAUCUCCUCACUUUGGAAAUAGGGUACCUGUUAGCUGGGAGGGAGUCUCAAGCACUUGUACAUAUGGCAUUAUUAGAACGAGGGCUGUGCAUUGUGUCUUUCCCUGUAUCUGGGCUGGAUACAUACCUUUCCGUUUCAGGGCUGUGUGGAAAGAGCCACAGGGGAAAUGAAUGGGUCUAAGAAUCUCUUACUGAGUCCUAGAUAGCCUGAGGGGGAAAUGAGGCAUUCACAACCCGAGUCUGGGUGGCCCCUGGUCUCAGCCCCCAGGUUACCUGUACUCCCUACCUGGACAGAGCCCACUUUCCAGCAGGGAGCACCCUAUACGGAGUUCUAAGCAGGACGGGGCAGUGACUUCUUCUGGACUAUUUAAUUGUAUGGUAUUUUUUCUGUUUAAGUGGGGGACCCUCCCACUGCACCACUGUGUGUCUCUCCUAUUGACUGUAAUGAAAGUUAUUUAUUGAUUCUGUUAGCAGACAGUUCUUAAAAUAAAGAUCGAUCCUCAACCUGUUUGGCAGCUACU